Thrips palmi is the source of this 1535-nucleotide messenger RNA. RefSeq names its product caspase-2-like. Gene Ontology annotation, biological process: proteolysis; regulation of apoptotic process. The record is from RefSeq and is a predicted model, not a curated record. Bases 89 to 1255 code for a protein of 388 amino acids. Gene Ontology annotation, molecular function: cysteine-type endopeptidase activity. Lineage: Eukaryota; Metazoa; Arthropoda; Insecta; Thysanoptera; Thripidae. The transcript has 6 exons.
CACGUCAACAACAACAACAACUCGCACCGUGGUCGUCGGUGACAACAAAUACUUGUCAGGCUUGAGGUUUCUCUCUUGGAUUGAUGAAAUGGAUGAAAAGGAUAGACAAACUCUUAACGACAAUUUAUCCAAAUUGUCAGUAAACUGCAAUUUUGAUUACGUCUUAGGUUGUCUGGAGAACCUAUUUACUGAGAGACAGCUGCAAAUGUACCGGAGUGAAUCUUUCAUGAAAAAAACUGAAGAAUUGAAAUGUCAGUCGUUAUUUGAAGAUAUUCAAACUCGAGGGCCAAACGCCUUCAAGGAUCUCUUACAGUGUUUUAAGAAUACGGGUCAUUUAACUCAAUAUAUGAUAUUGACUGGCUUUCACAGUGGUAAAACCGAUACGGAAUCAAGAGAUGAACAGGAGAAAGUAAAAAAGUCUCGCACAAUCCAACGUCCAAGCCAAUCUGUUUAUAAGAUGACAUCAGACCCAAGAGGCUAUUUCAUAUUUAUCAACAAUAUCAAAUUUCAGAAACUUGAUGAAAGAAAAGGAGCACAUUUAGAUAGGGCAUUUGGAAAUCUCUUGAUAGAUAUGGGCUAUGUAGGUACAUACCACCAAAAUCAGACCAAGAAGGAUAUGCGGCGCUUGCUCAAAGAAUUCGCCGCCAAAGAAGAUUUAUCAACAGUUGAUUCUCUAAUUGUAGCAAUUUCAAGUCAUGGUAAAGUUAAUGACUCAAUGGAAUUGAUGAUUUGUUCAUCUGAUGAUUUAGACGAAUCGGAUCCAAUCCUUGUGAAUGAGGUCAUUUCAUUGUUUGAUUGUUGCAAGUUACCUCAAGGACAACCAAAAAUAUUUUGUAUCAAUGCAUGCAGGGAUGAUAAAGAUGGACGCACUGAAAUUAUUCAUAGGCGAAAUAUGUGGUUGGAUACUUUCUUUCUGGCUCCAUGUUUUGAAGGAACAACUGCAAAUAGGUUUGAAGAAUAUGGUUCUUGGCUGUUCAUGGCUCUCAUUGAGGUCUUUAAAGAACAUGCAUGCGACAAAGACCUGGAUCAAAUGAAAAACCUGGUAAACUCCAAUUGCAUCAAGUUGUUGAGACUGUUUUUCUUUUUAAAGCAGUUUAAGUUAUGUUCAAACCUUUUUCAGAUCAAUGAUAAAUUUGAAGAAUAUUAUCAUCAUUCUCAUAAAAUACAAACACUUUCAUUCUACAAAUAUGGAGUAAGCAAACGAUUGUUCUUUAAUCCUGGCCUGUAUGAUCAAGGAGCGGCAGCAGCAUCAUAAAAAUUUCAACAAGUCUCUCCAAAGGUUUUGGAGUCUGAACAAGUAGGACGUACUGAUCAAGCCUCAAAUACAAAAUCGAAGUACUGCAUAUGGGGUGAUAUGUUUCAACUCACAUUUCAAAAAUGUUUUCAAUAAUUUAAGGUUUACUAGAAUCAGGGAUUGUGUACAGUUGUCUUUAAACAAUGCUAUUAUUUACAUAGUUUAUUUUUCACAGUGUUUAACUAUAAGAUAUAUAUGUAUAUAUAUUUAUGGAUAUAUACAUUAAAUUUUUUAAACAGAA